Rhinichthys klamathensis goyatoka is the source of this 1536-nucleotide messenger RNA. RefSeq lists its product as uncharacterized. Bases 30 to 1472 code for a protein of 480 amino acids. The record is from RefSeq and is a predicted model, not a curated record. Lineage: Eukaryota; Metazoa; Chordata; Actinopteri; Cypriniformes; Leuciscidae. Gene Ontology annotation, biological process: amino acid transport; carbohydrate metabolic process. The transcript has 8 exons.
AUUUUGACACACUAACAUAGAGAAAAGAAAUGAAGGACGUAGAACUGAAGGAGGUGGAUCAGGUAAAACAGCUAAUGACCCGAGAAAACAACGGCUGCGUGAAGGUCACGGUCUCAGAGAACGCUGGAGUGAAGUACGGCCUCUCCAAAGACGAGUUAAUCCAAAUCGCUGGUACAGCUGGGUGGGUUCGGACUCGUUGGGCUUUGCUGGUUCUGUUCUGGCUCGGCUGGGUCGGCAUGUUAGCUGGAGCAAUAGUGAUCAUAGUACAGGCUCCACGCUGUAAACCCAUUCCUGAGAUGAACUGGUGGAACGAAGGUCUUCUGUACCAGAUAUCUGACUUGAACACUUUCUCUGACAAUGGACUGAAAGGAGUGGAGGAGAAGCUGGACUAUCUGAGCCAGAUGAAGGUGAAGGGGCUUGUUCUGGGUCCGAUACACACUGUGCAAGCAGACCAGCCGGAUACACUGAAUCUAAAUUCAAUUAAAUCUGAAGUAGGCACUGAGAAUGAACUGGAAUCUCUGCUGGAGCAAGCGCAUAAAAGAGGUAUCUCCAUAGUGCUGAAUUUAACACCCAACUAUGAAAAACCCUCAGUCUGGUUCAAGAAUGUUACCACUGUUGCUGAGAAAAUCAGAGAAGCAUGUGCAUACUGGUUGACUAAAGGAUUUGAUGGCAUUUUCCUGUCUGACCUGAAAGAUAUCGUAUUAUCACACUACUGGCCAUCUAUACAAGUCAUAUUCAACCAAACCGACAAUAUUAAAAAAGUAGCUCUGAUGGGAUCAGUCACCGGUCUCUCUGUGGAGGAAGUCUCUCUCCUGCUGAACCGCUCAGGUGUUGACCUGCUCCUGACUGAACUGGCUGCUCCGGCCGGGUCCGGCGUGAGACAGGCACAGGCGAUACAGAAGCUGUACUCUGGUCACCUGCAGACGAGUCUGGGCUGGAGUCUGAGUGGACGGUCUCUGGGAUCUCCAGCAGUGCCAGUGAGGCUCUUUCACACACUGCUGUUCACACUGCCCGGCACUCCUGUGUUCAGCGCUGGAGACGAGGUCGGACUCAAGGCAGGGGAAAACCUUCAAACAAUGUGGGACUUGGAAAACCCAGUAGAAGCGACGAAUGCAACAGCAAAGACUCUGCAGGAGGAGCGUAUCGCAGUGCGUGACUUCUUCAAAGCGCUCAGUGAUCUGAAACGAAAAGAGCGAUCGCUUCUCCACGGAGAAUAUGUCAGUUUUCACAAUUCAGCCACUUCAUUAGCAUUUCUCCGCCUUUGGGAUCAGAGCGAACGCUUCAUUACCGCUGUGAACUGGGGAAAUGACUCGGUCACCAUGAAGCUCACCAAUAGUGACCUGCCGGCUCAAGCUCAGGUUCGCCUCAGCACAGAUGCUGAGAAUCUAGCCGUGGAUCUCAAGGUGUCAGUAGAGAAGCUGGAGCUUGGGCCCAAACAGGCUGUUCUGUUGUCUUAUCCUUAUCCUGGUUAGACACACAUAUACAGAUCCUCAUAUUGUCUCAGAACUGUUUUAUAUUCUCUGAGGCCAGUUUUAA